Gossypium arboreum is the source of this 1855-nucleotide messenger RNA. RefSeq names its product 3,9-dihydroxypterocarpan 6A-monooxygenase-like. Bases 129 to 1652 code for a protein of 507 amino acids. Gene Ontology annotation, molecular function: heme binding; oxidoreductase activity, acting on paired donors, with incorporation or reduction of molecular oxygen, NAD(P)H as one donor, and incorporation of one atom of oxygen; iron ion binding. The transcript is spliced from 2 exons. The record is from RefSeq and is a predicted model, not a curated record. Gene Ontology annotation, cellular component: membrane. Lineage: Eukaryota; Viridiplantae; Streptophyta; Magnoliopsida; Malvales; Malvaceae.
ACCAUUUCUUAAAAUAACAAUGCUUGCCACUUGAUGUAAACAAGUACAAUCAUAAAAGUCUGAUUGUUAUCAGCCCAUAUGUAAAACAAAAGAAAACUACUUCUCAUCAUCUGCCAUACCAAAAUUUCAUGGCGCCUACUCUUGUCCUCACAGACUUCUUACUCCUGAUAAUUUCUACUCUUUUGCUAGUUUUGUUGGUUAAGUCCUUGAGAAACUCCAAGUCCAAAGGCAAGUAUCCACCCAGUGCUCCAGCUCUACCCAUCAUUGGUCACAUCCAUCUUUUGAAAUCUGGAUUACCUACAUCUUUCGCAACUCUAGCCAGAAAAUAUGGCCCCUUAAUGCAGAUACGCUUGGGAGCUGCUAAAUUCGUUGUGGUCUCAGAUGCAAAAUCAGCUCAAGAAAUAUUGAGGACAUUUGACACUGAUUUUGCCUCCAAGUUCCAACCCGGUCCCACUAAUUACCAUAUCUAUGAAGACAGUUCUUUCGCUAAUGCUCCUUAUGGUGCUUAUUGGAAGUUCAUGAAGAAAUUAUUCAUGACCAAGCUGCUUACGGGUUCACAGCUCCAACGGUUCACCAAUAUCGGAGAGCAAGAGACAAUCAAGCUCAUAAAAUCACUGCUGAACAGGUCUAAAGCAGGGGAACCAUGUGACUUGACAGCAGAGCUGACAGAGGUGACACAUAGCACGAUUUAUAAGAUGGCAAUGGGAAGGAGAUAUUCGAACAAUCCUAGUCAAGCCGCAGAGAUCAGAAAAAUUAUUACAGUUACCUUGAAAUAUGCAGCAAAGUUUCAUUUAGCAGAAGUGUUUGGUCCUUUGCAGAAAUUUGACCUCUUUGGUAAAGGAAAGAGGCUUAAUUUGACCCUAAAGGGUUACGAUCAGUUGAUCGAGCAGAUUAUGAAGGAUUAUCAAGAUAAUGAUCUGAAGUACAACUGUGAAAAUGAUGAUGAGAAAGAUGUGAUGGAUAUUUUGUUGGAGACUUACAAAGACGCAGAUGCUGAAGUGAAGUUGACUAGGGAUCAGAUCAAGAACUUUUUCAUGGAAUUAUUUAUGGCUGGUGUGGAUACAACAGCAGCGGUAAUUCGAUGGGCUAUGGAGGAGCUUAUCAACCAUCCCAACAUAUUCAAAAUCCUUAGAGAAGAGAUAGACUCAAUUGUGGGGAACAACAGACUCAUCAAAGAAUCUGAUGUGCCGAAACUCCCUUACCUGCAAGCGGUAGCGAAGGAAAUCCUAAGACUACACCCUCCAUCGCCCUUUCUCCGUCGACUUUCAAACAAAGAUAGCAAGAUCAACGGCUUUGAUAUCCAGAAAGGGACUAGAGUUUUCAUCAACGUCUACAUGUUAAUGAGGGAUCCCAAUUGCUAUAAGGAACCUGAAAAGUUCAUGCCUGAGCGGUUCUUAGGCAACUGUACUGAAAUGAAGGGCCGGGAUUUUCAUUAUCUUCCAUUUGGCAGGGGAAGGAGAGGUUGCCCUGGUGCCUCCCUUGCUAAGUCCCUAUUGCAUGCCACGAUUGGAGCCCUUGUUCAAUGCUUUGAUUGGAAAGUAAAAGAUGGGGAGAAAGCUGAUACUGAAGCAACGGGAACAGGUUAUUCGGGUGCAUUUGCAUCUCCUCUCCCGUGCUAUCCCAUUACCCGUUUUGAUCCAUUUCAGGAAUGAGCCCAAAGAUCUGAAAACUUGUUUGAUUUGCGUUUAUUAAUCUAAUUGUUUCUGUUCCUGUUUCAUUCGAUCAGAUUAUAUUACCCGUUGAAUUAAGUAAAAGAAAACUGUAUUGAUUGAAAAAUGCACUUGAAUGUUGAAUAGGACAAUUCAGUGAUGGCAAUAUUUUAAUUUGUCCGGCACAUUUUUCAACAGUAGAUAAA